This is a messenger RNA of Prunus mume (Japanese apricot), 2263 nucleotides long. RefSeq lists its product as uncharacterized. Gene Ontology annotation, cellular component: membrane. The record is from RefSeq and is a predicted model, not a curated record. Lineage: Eukaryota; Viridiplantae; Streptophyta; Magnoliopsida; Rosales; Rosaceae. Gene Ontology annotation, molecular function: protein binding.
AGUAAGCCCUUGGUCAGAUCCAUCUAAGAAUGGCCGUCUCCGCAGAUGCAGCUGUUGUGGAACUUCUUGAUAGCAGUAACUAUGUGGAUUGGAGUGUAUGGGUUAAAACUUACUUGUUGGCUCAAGACCUUUGGGAUGUAGUGGAACAAGACGAAGCUGAUGAUAAGUUCAAAGCUUGGAGGGAGAAGAAUGCCACGGCUUUACAUACAAUCCAAAUUUCGUGCGGGCGGGAAGCUUCUUCCCUCAUUAGAAACACCAGUUCAGCCAAACGCGCUUGGGAUACUUUGGCAGAAAACUUCAAGCCAAAACCAGGAUAUUACAAUGACUUCCAUCAAUGUCAGCCGUUGUUCGAUGCUGUGUGGAGUGGGGAUUGGGAUGAAGCAAAGCAGUUUCUUACACUACAUCCCAAUGCAAUAAGAACAAGACUUCCAUCUACAAAAGAGACAGCUCUUCACAUGGCAACACAACUAGAGCACGAGCAUAUUGUGGAAGAGUUGAUGCAGGUGAUGUCAGAGGAAGACUUGGAAAUAACCGAUAAUGAUGGUUGGACAGCUCUUGCUCUUGCUGCAAGUAGAGGAAAUAUAAAAAUGGUUGAAUGCAUGGUUAGAAAGAGCAAGAAAAUACUUAGUAUUCCCACUCGGGACCGCCAUAAUGUGACUCCACUUGUCUUGGCUUCUAUGAAUGAACAAUGGGAUAUCGUUGAUUAUCUUUACUCCGUCACUCCCUUCCAAGAUCUAAUGCCAGAAAAAGGACCAUACGGGGCUGGACUUCUUCGCACCUUUAUUAUGGGCAUGAAAUUUGGUAUUGCUCGGGAAUUAAUUCAGUGUUGUCCACGAUUGGUCUUUACCAAGGGCCAAGAUGGGGCAUUCCCGAUGGAAGGAUUUAUGCCUUCUGCAUUCCCGAGUGGAACAAGCCUCAAAUUCUGGCAAAUAUGGAUCUAUAAUUGUAUACACAUAGAGCGUGCCAUCAGUGAUAUUCGUGUAAGUGUUCAAAAUGAAGGAAAUGAAGAAUGUAAUCGAAUGAAGAUCACUUGGUCAGUGGUAGGUCUCUUGCAAGGUUUGAAAUCAAAUCUCCUUGAACGUUUGGGAAUCAACCGCAUACGCCAAAUAAAACAGGGCCAUAUGCAAUCACUUGAACUCCUACAUCACAUGUGUGAAUGGAUAAAACAUUCACGUAGCAAUGAUUAUGUACGUAAAGCAAUUUUCAGAGCUAUCGAGAAAGGGAUGUUUGAGUUUACUGACAGUUUAUUGCAAGCAAGACCAGAUCUCAUGUGGAUCCAGAACCAAAUGGGAAGGGACCCCUUUCAGUUUGCAAUUGAAUGUCGCCAAGAAAAAAUUUAUAGCCUUAUUUAUAGACUCAAUAAAAGAAAAAGAACAUUGAUUGGAACUUUUGGAGAUAACUAUGGCAAUUGCUCCCUACAUAUGACCGGGAUGCUAUCCCCAUUGGCAAAGCUCGAUAAUAUCUCAGGUGCAGCUUUGCAAAUGCAGAGAGAACUGCAAUGGUUUAAGGAGGUCGAGACUAUUGUAUUACCCCGGACGAAAGACUCUACUAAUAACGACGGUAUGACGCCAUGUAAGCUGUUUACUAAGAACCACAAAGAAUUGGUGAAGGAAGGAGAAAGAUGGAUGAAAGGAACUGCAUCUUCAUGUACAGUUGUAGGUGCUCUCAUUAUUACCAUCAUGUUUGCUGCAGCAUUCACAAUUCCCGGUGGAAACAAUGGAGAAACAGGCUUCCCAAUAUUCCUGCAUAAAAAGUUGUUUAUGGCUUUUAUAGUUUCAGAUGCAAUAUCUCUCUUUUCUUCCACAACUUCAGUGUUGAUGUUCUUGGGAAUCCUUACAUCACGUUAUGCAGAAGAUGAUUUCCUCAAAUCCUUACCAACAAAGAUGAUAAUAGGGCUUUCCACACUAUUCUUCUCUAUUGCCGCCAUGAUGGUUGCCUUUUCUUCUGCCCUUUUCAUUAUGGUCCAUGAACAGUCGUGGAUUGUUAUUCCAAUGAUUUUCCUUGCUAGUAUUCCAGUCACCUUAUUUAUUUGGAUGCAAUUUCCUCUUCUAGUUGAGAUGUACAUUUCUACUUAUGGAGGAGGAAUAUUUGACAGGAAAGUGAAAUCGAGGGCAUAAAUUCUUCUACUUGGAAGAGCAAUAUUUGAUAGGAAUAAAGUGAAAUCAUGGACAUAAUUUCUUGAUGGUACGUAUAAGUGGUAAUGUUGUAACUUCUAAGAAGCUUGUAUGCAUUGUCCAUGCCAUGUAUGUGUUUGGCAUCCUAU